AUGGCACCCCCGCGCCAACGCACCGCAGCAAUACAAGAUGACUCAAGAUCCGAAGCAUCCAGCGGCACAAGAGAAUAUCCCAAGCCCAAAUCCCGAAGACCAGCAAAAGACAAAUCCAUCACCAGCGCCCCAGCCGAAGACGAGCCAAGACUCCCCUGGACCGACCUCCCCCUCGAAAUCCUCCACUCAUACCGCCACCUCCACAAGCUCCCCACCCCCUCCGCCUACGCAAGCGACUACUCGCGCAUCGUCCUCUCCCAAGGCGUCGGCCUCCGCUCCCCAACUUCCCUAGCCGCCCGUCGCGCCCAAUCUUCAAGAUCAGACUCCCAUUCCCUCCGCGGCCAAGACCGCGUCAGCAAGGACCAAUUCGCCCUCGUCGUCCGAAGACACUUCAAUAGCGCCGGGCUCUCGGAACAGGAAACUAUCGCUCGCUUCUUGUAUACUGUUCGUGAGGAACGGCGCGGGAGACAAUUCAGAUUGCGCUUCCAGCCUUGA
Penicillium olsonii is the source of this 495-nucleotide messenger RNA. The record is from the annotation of a GenBank genome assembly. NCBI's taxonomy places the organism in Eukaryota, Fungi, Ascomycota, Eurotiomycetes, Eurotiales, Aspergillaceae.